Messenger RNA from Bemisia tabaci, 3687 nucleotides. It is a transcript of the gene Erk7, whose product is annotated as Extracellularly regulated kinase 7. The record is from RefSeq and is a predicted model, not a curated record. Gene Ontology annotation, molecular function: ATP binding; MAP kinase activity. Gene Ontology annotation, biological process: protein phosphorylation. Lineage: Eukaryota; Metazoa; Arthropoda; Insecta; Hemiptera; Aleyrodidae.
CUUGUAAGAUAGAUAAGAUCUUGGCUUUGGGCUUUUCAAAUAACCUAUUCACCGUUAAAAUUUUCAAAAUAUGCGAUAUGUCCAGGUCAACACCACUGAACUGUGUAGUUGACACUGUGGUGCAACGUCCAGGGCCAUAAUCUGAGCACCCUAACAGCAUAAAUUCUAGAAAAUCAGGAACAUUUGGAAAAGGGGGGGGGGAGGAGGCUCUGGGCUGCAGGUUAGUGCAGAGAGUAGACUUAACACACAGUCCAGAUGGUCUAAGGUGUUUUCUCUUCUCAACCGAAAAUAUAUACAACUCAAUGAGAAGGACCAGUAGACAGUAACCUGUCACUGGAAGUAGAGAUCUAAAAAUUAGGUGAGCUUUCAAUCAUUUUUGUACCCUUCUUUUUCUACCAUCCUCCUAUUAUGCUCAUCGUGAAGAUCCUUUAAGUUUUUCCCCAAACAAUGAUUUUUGUUUCCUCGAUUGUCGAAUGAAUCUUGCCUUUUGAGUAAUGAAUUUUAGUAGGACUGUCUUUUGCUAAAUUAUCUGCACAAAGAAGCUGGCAGUAGAAGGCACUUGCUUUUUCAGAGUAUUAAAAGUUUAAAAGUAUUCAGUUCAAGUUUUAAAGUAUUUAAGUUUUCAAAGUUUUUGAAAGUAAAUUACUGCCUGGAAUAUCGUACUCGCACCCUUUUGCUGCAAAGGAUGAAGUUGAUCUAGUAAUUUAUGGAUACUUUCUCCCCUGAUAUUCAAGGUCACUCCAGGUAAACAAACUUUGUAAGGAUUCUGACGGAUGAGUCUUCGUUGUCAUGGCAACCAGCAUAAAUACCUAUCUCAUUCACCUCUGUACCCUAAGUCCAUUCACCUCUCAAACUCAUGUGGAGUAUUAUCUGUGAACUGCAAAUUUUUAUUUUUUUGUGUAAUUGGUGCCAGAGGUAUUCUACUUGAUUUGUUAGCUGCUCGGUUUCAACUUCGCGCUGCCCUGUCUUUGGCACCCCUAAAGCUGCCAAUGAGAUUACUAUUCAAGAGUAUCUUGACAUUACACCACGCAUCAGAGAAUGAUAAUGUCGAGCAGUUUUGUGAAAAGUAGUGUCUGUAAUGUCGAUUUGCAUAUUGUUCAGAAGUAUGAUUUGAAGCGUCGAAUUGGCAAAGGGGCCUAUGGUAUCGUCUGGAAGGCUUUUGAAAGAAAGAAUAAAACACCAGUUGCUGUUAAGAAAAUUUAUGAUGCCUUUAGAAAUCCGACUGAUGCUCAAAGAACCUUUCGUGAAAUUGCUUAUCUCCAGGAAUUCCGUAAUCAUCCCAAUAUUGUGAAACUAUUAAAUGUUCAUCGGGCCAACAACAAUACAGACAUUUAUCUGGUAUUCGAAUAUGUUGAGACUGACCUUCACAAGUGCAUAAAACGUGAAAAAAUAUUGCAAGACAUCCACAAACGGUUUAUCAUCUAUCAGCUGCUGAAGGCGUUAAAAUAUAUCCACUCAGGAAAUGUAAUUCAUCGAGACCUCAAGCCACCGAAUAUUUUGAUAAACAGUCAGUGCCAUUGCAAAAUCGCUGAUUUUGGUCUUGCCAGGUCAGUGGCGCCUAAUCAAAAUGAGGAUGAACCUGUGCUGAAAGCCAUGCUAACAGAUUACAUAGCAACUCGGUGGUAUCGUGCACCAGAAGUUUUGGCCGCCUCAAAGACUUACAGCAAAAGUAUUGACAUGUGGAGUGUUGGCUGCAUUCUAGGAGAAAUGCUUCUUGGCAAGCCCUUGUUUCCUGGAUCUUCAACUGUGAAUCAACUAGAACUUAUCAUCAACACUCUGGGACCUGUCUCACCCAACGAUGUGGAUAGCGUUUGUUCUGGAUACGGAAGCUCUCUUUUGAAGCAGGCUCCACCCCCCUCCAAAGUUACUUCUCUGUCAAGUUUGCUCCCGACUGUCUCAGCUGAUGCUUUAGAUUUACUCAAUCGCUUUCUAACCCUUAAUCCAAACCAUCGAAUUACUGCUGCUGAUGCUUUAGAGCAUAGCUAUGUCCAAAUGUUUUCCGAGCCGCUUGGAGAGACUUCUCUAGGCCAUUCUGUAAUCCUGCCUGUCAGAGAUGAUGUCCGCCUCUCAAUCGACUAUUACCGCAACAAAAUCAAUGAUGCCAUCUCGCAAAAUGAGGAACGCCAGGCACGCAAAAUCAGGUCUUGCAGCUCGGAUCCUUGUGUUAACAAGAAAUCUUUAGAGCCUCUGCUUUCCAAUGUGUAUUCAACUAUGCAAUAUGAAAACGCAACAAGUCACAAAUCUACCAGCAAGAAACGGCAAGCUGGCUACUUACAUUGCUUAACCAACAAUUUAACUGCUGCAGACAUUCAGCCAUUGAAACAUCCAGCAACGCACCCUCCACAUAGGACCUCAAAACUUGGUCAUUUGAAACAUUCUAGUGAUGGAGAAGCAAGUCUAAAGUCGUUGAAAUCAAAAUCAUUACCUCCUCCAACUGAUUCAAUUUUACCUGCCAUGGAACGGACUCCAAACCAAGCUGCAUUUUUGAAAAACUUAGGCAAAACUUACCUAACAUCAAUUCAAGAAUAUGCCUCAAUGACGGGAAUAUCUCAGGCGGCCCUAGCAAAGAGUGAAAACAAGUUGAAUGAAAAACUGCUGCUUCCGAAAACAAAGUCAUUGAGUCGAGCCAAGUCUUUAUGCCCUGUGUAUAGGCAUCCGCUAGAGGGUAAAAAAAGUAACGUUGAUGAGAAUGUAGCAGCUGAUAGAAGUCAGAUUAAAUCAUGUAAUUUUAAGCGAGGGGUUCAUGUAACUUCACUCCAGAAGAACAUAUCAUCUUUACCAGUUCAAGUUUCCAGGAAAAAAAUGUCCUCAACUGUUCUGUAUCCGUACCUGAACCCUGCAGUCACUAGUUUCAAGUUACCGGCUGAUAUACAGAACUACAACCUUUUGCUCAGUAAAAAUGGAGGUUGAAGAUUUUUUCCCUCCAGAUUUAUCGGAAGUAUUCUAACAUAUCACGUUCUUCAAAGUCUUUUUUACAUGAUUCCCAUUGUAAUAUCCUCAAUUUUUCAUUUUUAUAUUUUUCUAUCAUUAUUUUUUGAUGCCUUUUAAAUUUAAUGAACAGAACUCUUUUUCCCCAUCUAGUGAAAUUGUAUUUCCACAAAAUUCCAUAAAAGUUUUUUAUGUCUUGUCAUCAAGGUGGGGACUUUUUUUGCAUCAACUAUUGAAUCCUUUUGAUUCUUAAGUUAAAGAAUUAGGUACCUUUUUGAGGUUUUUUUUCAAUAAUCACUUUAACUACAACUGAAAUUGUUUAGACUCCGUCAAUGAAGUCUUUUUGAGUAAGUAUAUUUCUCCUCCUUUUUUCAUUACUUCUUAAACUCAAGAUGCUUAACAGCAAUGUUUAUCGUAUAUAAUCUCAACUGGAACCGACUUAACUGCUCCAGAUUGUUGCCUAAUUUCUUUUCAUGUUUUCUUUUUCUGGUAGGAAACCGAGAAAAUCUCACUUGAAAUUCUAUGAGUAGGUAUUUAUUACAGAAUACCUUCAUAGUAAAAGAAUGGACACUAGGUUACAUGGAGCUCUUGGGAUCCAAAAAAAUGGCCGCAACUCUGGGAUAGGAGAAGAAAAAUGAGAGAAAAUUAGGCAGCAUGAAAUGUAGUCAGGCAUCUUCUGUUUGUUCCAAUUUUAGAAUGAGUAUUUCAGGCAUUCUUGCAACUCCUUUUUAAAAUAAAAUAGCAUUUUUGUACUUUUAA